AUGACAGGCCCUAUACAGGCUGAAAUUGGUGACAAACAACACGUUUCCACGACAGUGUUGAUGGGACAAUUGACCAACGAAUGGUCAUAUCAAAGAACGCCUAAUGGAUUCCAAGAGGCCUUGGAACAAGCACGUUGCGCGCCGCAACAUACUACAGCAACUAUCUUUCUUAACGCGAGUUUCCAGGCCUGGCUGGCCUAUUUUCUUGCCACCAACGGCAGUAGCCGUCAUCACCGAGGGCAAAGCGCUGCCCAAAAGUCAAUCGCGGCUUUGGAAGAGUUAUCCGUUGAAGACCGGAAGAGGGUAGCAGACGACGUUACGAAAAUUACCCCUCAUCCUACAGUCCAACACGAAUUAGAGAAUUUGCCAAGGACAAAGAAACGCCGCUUAGGCAAUGCCAAUACAUUGCUUGAUAUGUCAUCAGAAACCACGCCGACGAUUGAGCGCUUCUCGAAUGAUGCACAUGAUAGGCUACGAACGACUUGCCAGACGGGAUCAAACUCCGCUUUUGAGCCGCCCUUGGACAACCAUUCGGACACUGGACAUACAAUAUUCGAUCCGAUCCCAGAUGAGAUACCCGAGAACGACCCUGCAAGGCUGAGCGGUCAACAGACGGUCUCUAAUCCUCCAGCGAGACGACUUGCUGGCAUUUUCCCUCAGUACGCUUGUGGUGCCAUAAGAAAUUCAGGGGAUACAGCUUCAGUGACGAUGGCAUUCCCAGCUCAGCUGUCUGGCCCAAAGGUUGAGUGCUUGAUGAGCUUGUCUAUCCUACCAAACAAGGUUCAGUAUCUUGCGACCGAGUUGUUUGGCGUACAUGUAGAGUCAGACGCAGGACUCUGGUACCUCAUUCUAGAAAACGGCGUGAGAGUCCUUCCUCAAAACGAGGUGGUCUUGCAAGGAGGUAAAGAGAAGGCGAUAGAGAAACUACUCGGUUCUGAGCCAAGCCUGGCAUUGAAAAAGAGUCCCUUGCGAAAAGACGAAGUCAGGCAGGGAAAGCUUGCGACAAACUGUGUUACCCUACGACUGCCGAGCAAUUGCGAGUAUGAUGGGAUCCUGAACCUAAACUUGGGGCUUGACGAAGCGUUCCGACUAAAGGACGCCCUAUUUAAGUGA
Alternaria arborescens is the source of this 1113-nucleotide messenger RNA. RefSeq lists its product as hypothetical. The transcript has 2 exons. Lineage: Eukaryota; Fungi; Ascomycota; Dothideomycetes; Pleosporales; Pleosporaceae. Bases 1 to 1113 code for a protein of 370 amino acids. The record is from RefSeq and is a predicted model, not a curated record.